Molecule: messenger RNA, 2014 nt
Organism: Bactrocera dorsalis (oriental fruit fly)
Lineage: Eukaryota; Metazoa; Arthropoda; Insecta; Diptera; Tephritidae
Exons: 2
Coding region: 203-1126 (307 amino acids)
Source: RefSeq, a predicted model, not a curated record
UUCUAUGCAGAUAUUGUCCGUAUGUAUGUAUGUAUCUAUACUCGCGAGAAUUGCAUCAGUGAAUUCGUGGCCUUCCGAGCUUCGUUCCAUUUUAGUUAUAUAAAAGGGAAGGUGUAUAAAACCUUUUGCAGUUCUGCGCACAGUCUCACUUCUUCAACUUCAACACUUCUCCAAAUUAUAAACCGGUUAAGGGCCUGUCGAUAUGAAGGUCUUUUUGUAUGUCUUGUGUAUGUUUGUGGCCUCAGUCAACAGUGGAUACACCCUCCCCGGGAGUGCUCUCAAUGAAGAAAUUGACUUUAAAGGCGAUUUCAGUGGAAACAAUUGGCAUAAAGUGAACCAAGAAGAUGGAGAAAGGUCAUUGACCACAGACUAUAAGAGCACCGAUGCUAUUGGUGAUUACGGUGGAGUAUUUGGAAGUGGCAAACCAAUUACCGAAGUGAUGCAAGAAGAAAGACAAUCUGAUGAACAUAUUGGUUUGGAUAGUCCAGACGAUUACAGCAAAUAUACAAGAUUUAUAGAAGAUGCCGGUGUUCUCGCGAGUAAAGAUGCCUCUAGCACUGGUUGGUAUGGUAUUCCCGGUGAUAGUAGUGACUUCAGCGGACAUAGCCGUGAGCAGCAAACGGGGAAAGAAGUUGGAACUGGAGGACUUGGGUCUUUUAGAACGCUCCAACCUCAUGUUGGUCCCCAUGAUCAUGUUCAUCACGAGGCUAUCGAAGAAUUCAGUGAGCCACUAGAAUUCAAAGCAGCAAAAGCUAUCCAUGGAGAAGACGGAGACGAUACAUUCAGAGCGUACGGAGGUUUCACUGGGAUCAAUGCCGGUCAAAGCAAUUACGAUGCUGGCGAACAACAAACAACUCAUUUUGGUGAGAACCAUUCAGACCAUCACGAAGACAAUAAAGCAGAAUUUAAUAUUUUUAACACUCAUAUUGAUCAAUAUGAUCAUGGAGAUAACACCGAUCACAACCAAUUUGGUGCAUACGGAGAAUUUAUUGGACACCAAGGCGAGGAUUAUAGUCACGGUUAUCACGAAUACGGUGGCUUUAACUUUGACAAAACCGAGUUUGACGGUUAUGAAAACAAAUUCGACGGUUACAAGUCUGAUGGUAGCCUUUCAGAUGUUGCAUAACACAAAGUGGUUAAGAGUGUCACUAAUGGUGUUAUUGUUAAAUUAUAAAUCGACAUAAAAUAAAAUGAAUUUUUAAUUUAUAAUUGCAUAACUAUUUAAGUCCAAUAUACAUAAUACAUUUUACAAAUAAUUACAACACUUUUUUAAAUUAAAUUUGAAGUAAUACCAGAUGAGAUCUUAUGUGGCGCACCAUCAUAUGUACAACCAGUAGUGAUGAAUUCGUUUGAAGCUUUCGCUUGAUUGCUUGGGAUACAGAAUAGUCUUUCGCCUAUUCGUCGAGCGUUUAGGUUCAGCAGAAGGACGAUGUUGAGUCUUGUCUACUUUCAAAUCCAACACGUGCUCACCUUCAUCAUCGUACAAGUGAAAUAACUGGAUAUUCUGCUGGGAAAGCGCCGAAAGUGACUGCUUUCGUAAAGUUGACGAUCUACUUUUUGGAUUGAUGUAAUUAUGGCGACGGAAAUUGACGGACGUCCUCCGGGUUUGUCCAAACAUUUGAUCUUGAUACGGCAAUGGAGGAAACUUAAAAGGCUUUUCUACAGCAAUACCUUUGACAUUCUUCAAGGAGUUUCGACGAUGGCUGUGUGGUUUUUGUUCCAUCUGCAAUUGUUGAAUCACGCCAAAGGGAAGAAGAUCUGGGGUCGCGCCGGAAAACAUUCCCAUGCUUAAUUUCGCCGCAGUCUUAGGAAUUUUGUAAACAACGGAAACAACAAAAACUGCUAACGAUGUUUUGAGUAUUCUUGUUUUAGAAACCAUAACGGUGGUUGAAAAUUAUAAAUGAGAUAAAACGCUGCCGUUAACUCGAAGAGUGGCUGCGCUUCUUAAUCAGUAAACGUUUACCAAAUCUCGGACUCAAAUAUUGGUAUAUCGUGCCGCGUUCACGUUGCGCUU